Messenger RNA from Prunus armeniaca (apricot), 1848 nucleotides. NCBI's taxonomy places the organism in Eukaryota, Viridiplantae, Streptophyta, Magnoliopsida, Rosales, Rosaceae. The record is from the annotation of a GenBank genome assembly.
AUGUGGAAGCAGCCUUUGCAGGUUGUUAAGGCCAAUGUGUCCUCCAACCCAAGGACCUGGAUCGUCAUCGGUCUUAGCGUCGCCGGGAUCGUGAUCGUGGCCGAGACUCAACGGCGAAAACGACGAAGCAGAGCCCAAAUCAUGCUCAGAGAACCAUUUCUGGAGCCUCGCUUCGACCUUCUUCCCUUUCCUCAGCCCCCUCCUCCCGCCGCCAGACAACCCCUUGCUUCCCUCACCUUCGCCAUCAGCGACAUGUCGUUCUCGCUCUCUCUCUCUUUAUUUGAUGUGAAAGGGUAUGUGACGGGGUUUGGGAGCCCGGAUUGGGCGGGAACGCAUGAAGCGGCUACGAAGACGGCGUUGGUAGUGACAGCUCUCUUGAAGAAUGGGGCUACUUGCGUUGGAAAAACAGUCAUGGACGAACUCAACUUUGGGAUUACUGGUGAGAAUGUGCAUUAUGGAACGCCUGUGAAUCCGCAAUUACAGUCGCAUAUCCCGGGAGGUUCUUCCAGUGGUUCUGCUGUGGCUGUUGCGGCUGGUCUCGUUGACUUUGCUCUUGGUAUUGAUACGACUGGAUGUGUGAGAAUUCCAGCAUCAUUUUGUGGCGUCAUUGGGUUCCGACCGUCACAUGGGGCUGUAUCUAUGAUUGGAGUCUCACCAAAUUCACAGAGUUUAGACACUGUUGGAAUUUUUACCAGAGAUCCAUCUAUUCUACACCAUGUUGGACAUGUUUUGCUUCAACUAAAGUCAGUGGAAACUAAAAGGGCAAGGCGCCUUAUUUUUGCUGAUGACCUCUUUCAGCUUUCUAAAGUUCCUACAGAGAAGACAGUACAGGUUGUCACCAAAGCAAUUGAACAUCUAUCUGGGUACCAACCUCCGAAGCAUAUGAAUUUUAGUCAGUAUAUUGCUUCAAAUGUACCCGGUUUAAAAGGAUUUCGUGAAGAAUCCGUAAAACAUCAAAAUGAAAUAUUUACUUUGAAAGCUCUCUCUUCUGUGAUGCUUUUGUUACAAAGAUGUGAAUUCAAAACCAAUCAUGAAGAAUGGGUUAAAUCAGCGAAACCAAGGCUAGGACCUGAUGCAUCAGAUCGUGUUCGUGCAGCAAUUGACUCUACACAUGAAAACAUGAAAACCCUAUAUAAAGUAAGGACUGAGAUGAGAGCUGCCCUUCAAAGUCUCUUAAAGGAUGAUGGAAUAUUAGUGAUUCCCACAGUUGCAGAUCCUCCAUUAAAGCUAAAUACAAAGAAAAGACAGUCAUCUGAGUUCAACGAUAGAACAUUAGCAUUAUCAAGCAUUGCCAGCAUGUCUGGGUGCUGUCAGGUUACAAUUCCAGUAGGAAAGCACAAAGAAAGUCCCAUCUCUAUUUCAUUCAUCGCAUUCCAUAGUGUUGAUAAAUUUCUCCUCGAUACAGUCUUGGAUAUGUACUCUUCAAUUCAGGAGAAAGUCAGCAUUGCAUCCCAUUCAUCGCCAUUGCCAGAUACCAAUGAUAACCUGGAUGUUUCAGAACUCUUAAAAGAGAAGGGAAAUGCUGCAUUUAAGGGAAGGCAAUGGAAUAAGGCUGUCAAGUACUAUACUGAAGCUAUAAAUUUAAACAUGAUGAGCGCAACUUAUUAUUGCAACCGGGCAGCUGCUUACUUGGAAUUAGGGUGCUUCCAGCAAGCUGAAGAGGAUUGCAGUAAGGCAAUAUCACUUGACAAAAAGAAUGUGAAGGCAUAUAUGAGACGGGGAACAGCCAGAGAAUCACUUCUUUGUUAUAAGGAUGCUGCUCAAGAUUUCAAGCAUGCCCUUGUUCUUGAACCUCAAAAUAAGGUUGCCAAUCUUGCUGAAAAAAGACUAAGGGAACUGAUGAGCUGA